GGCAGGUUUUUCUGCCAUCGCUAGCCUGUUUUUCUGUGUCAUAAGUUACAAUCACUAGUGACUUUUCCUCUAUAUUCGUCCUCUGCAACGGUUCUUGUCUUGCGUGCGUUGUCUUUUUAUGUAUUCUAUGUCGUAAAAAUCUUUUUAUAUUUACGAUCAACAGGAAAAGAAUGCAACUUGGAGUUGUUGAAGCCUAAUUUUUUCAAUCUUCACCACAAAAUCAAUCUCUCUCUCUUCCACAGUUCAUUGUAAAUCAGCAAAAAUGUCUGAAAACACCACAAAAUCUCCCAUCAAAACAGUCGUUGUUCUAGUCCAAGAAAAUCGAUCAUUUGAUCACAUACUUGGAUGGAUGAAGUCCAUCAACCCCGAAAUCGACGGCGUUACGGGCAACGAAUCCAACGCUUUAUCCACAUCCGAUCCUAACUCAACCCGAAUUCACUUUGACAAUCAAUCAGGCUAUGUCGAACCAGACCCGGGUCACUCGUUCGAAGCGACAUAUGAACAAAUAUAUGGUGUGCCAUGGAAAGAGUCCCAAAAUCUCCCUCCAACAAUGGAAGGAUUUGCCCAGCAAGCAGAAACUAUACAGAAAGGGAUGGCUAAUAUAGUAAUGAAUGGAUUUAAACCAGAUUCUAUACCUGUUUACAAAGAAUUGGUGACUGAAUUUGCUGUGUGUGAUCGGUGGUUUUCUUCAAUUCCGACAUUGACGCAGCCAAAUCGGCUGUUUAUACACUCUUCAACUUCCUAUGGCGCCACAGCUAACGACACAAAAAUGCUUGUUCAAGGGUACCCACAGAAGACGAUUUUUGAAUCAAUUGAAGAAAAUGGUUUCUCUUUUGGGAUUUAUUAUCAGUUACCUCCUUCAACUCUCUUCUACAGAAAUCUCAGAAAACUGAAGUACAUGGAUAAUUUCCAUCAAUUUGAUCUUCAUUUCAAGAGGCACUGCGCGGAGGGAAAACUACCAAACUAUGUAGUAAUUGAACAGAGAUAUUUCGAAACUAAAUUGUUUGCAGCAAAUGAUGAUCACCCUUCUCAUGAUGUAUCUGAAGGACAAAAAUUUGUGAAACAAAUCUAUGAAACACUAAGAUCAAGUCCCCAAUGGAAUGAAAUUCUCUUCGUAAUCAUAUAUGAUGAACAUGGUGGUUUUUAUGAUCAUGUUCCAAUCCCAGUUGAGGGAGUUCCUAGUCCUGAUGACAUUGUCGGUCCUGAACCGUACAAGUUUAAGUUCGAUUGCCUUGGUGUUAGGGUUCCCGCAAUUUUGAUAUCUCCUUGGAUUGAACCUGGAACAGUGUUACAUAGGCCUUCUGGACCAUACCCUACUUCAGAAUUUGAGCAUUCCUCAAUUCCGGCAACUGUUAAGAAGAUUUUCAACCUGAAAGAGUUCUUGACAAAGCGAGAUGCAUGGGCAGGCACAUUUGAAACUGUCUUAAACAGAACUACCCCAAGAACAGACUGCCCCGUAACUCUGGCGGAACCAGUGAAAAUGAGGGACACUGAACCAAAUGAAGAAGCACAGCUAACAGAUUUCCAAGAAGAACUGGUGCAAAUGUGUGCAGUGUUGAACGGUGACCAUGCAAAGGACAUUUAUCCCCACAAAAUAGUCCAAGACAUGAAAGUUGUUGAGGCUGUUAAUUAUAUUGAAAACGCAUUUCAGAAGUUUAAGGAUGAUUGUGAUCAUGCCAGGAAAAAUGGAGCUGAUGAAUCCCACAUUGUUAUCCUUGAAAAUCCACCGACAAAAAUACGCACUUCCAAGACCAUAGCGAAAGAGAUAUUUUCGUGUUUAACGUGCAGCCGCGAUUAAAACAACCAAUUUUAUCGGAAUAUUCCGAUGUUGUUGGUUACCUUUCAAUAUUUGUCUCUACUUGAUUUUAUAUUACACCAGUUCAUCAACCUAUGAUUUUCUUACAUUGUUUGCGUGCUUAAAAUUUAGGUUUGGAAGGGACAAAGCAUAUUUUAUUUAUGUUUGGAUUUAUUUGUAUAUUUCAAUUAAUUCAUUUUACUUC
Olea europaea var. sylvestris is the source of this 2000-nucleotide messenger RNA. Its product is annotated as non-specific phospholipase C3-like. Gene Ontology annotation, molecular function: hydrolase activity, acting on ester bonds. The record is from RefSeq and is a predicted model, not a curated record. Bases 263 to 1798 code for a protein of 511 amino acids. Gene Ontology annotation, biological process: phospholipid catabolic process. Lineage: Eukaryota; Viridiplantae; Streptophyta; Magnoliopsida; Lamiales; Oleaceae. The transcript is spliced from 4 exons.